This is a messenger RNA of Dermacentor andersoni, 2029 nucleotides long. Its product is annotated as facilitated trehalose transporter Tret1-like. Gene Ontology annotation, biological process: carbohydrate transport; transmembrane transport. The record is from RefSeq and is a predicted model, not a curated record. Gene Ontology annotation, cellular component: membrane. Lineage: Eukaryota; Metazoa; Arthropoda; Arachnida; Ixodida; Ixodidae. Gene Ontology annotation, molecular function: sugar transmembrane transporter activity.
CCUUGAGAGGACGAGAGAACGGGGAAGAAGGCGGGAUAACGCGAGUCUUAAGCUCCAGGAGAGCCCCGUCCUAGAAGCUCUUUAGCACUGUGACCCUUACUGGCGGAAAACGUCUACUGCUGCGCACGUAGCAGGGUCAGACUGUGAACAACAGGCGUUAUACAAGCCGAAAAGCAGUGCACUUUGGCACCGCUGCUCUUUCUGCUGUUGCUACUUCAGAUCUUCGGCAAAGCGGGCCGGUUUAGGCAAGUGCUUGGGGAUAGAAGGUUACAUUCCCGCGGAUUUCUACCCUUGCACUAGAAGCCACGCUCGUAUAUUCUCCUCGAAUAUCACGACGAUGGGUCCAAAGGAGGAACGUAGACCUUCUUGCGCGCCCGAUAGCUUCCACUGCAAGUUCGGAAAAGUCCCCAACGCCGACGAUGCCUACGUUCCUACUGCAUGUUCCGGCACGGAGAAGGACGCCAAGAGGCGACUCUACCUCACUGUGGCGACAGCGUACAUGGCGUCCAUUUCGUUCGGCUACUCUUGCACCUACUCCUCGCCCGCUCUGCCGGACAUCCGCAAGAGCAUCGAGUUCUCCGCCUCUGACAGUCGCUGGUUCGGCUCUCUCGUCACCCUUGGAGCUGUGUUCGGUGGACUCGCCGGUGGUCAGCUGCUGAACCUGAUUGGUCGACGUGGCGCACUCUUCGCAGCCGCAGCGUGGUUCAUGGCCGGCUGGCUAUGCAUCAUGUUCGCGCCGUCCACGGCGCUGCUGUUCGUGGGCCGAGUGCUGACAGGCAUUGCCGUCGGCAUAACCGCCCUGACCGUCGCCGUCUUCAUCUCCGAGAUCAGUCCCUCGAACAUACGCGGUUUGCUCAACACGGGUGCCAAUGCGGUCCUCUGCGUCGGAAUCCUGCUCACUUUCUCCCUGGGCAAGUUCCUCUCGUACCGCUGGCUGGCUGCCUUCUGCCUCGCGCCCAGCGUCAUCAUGGCGCUCGCGCUCUUCUGGGUGCACGAGUCGCCCCACUGGCUGCUUCAGAAGGGACGCCGCAAGGCCGCCAUCGCUUCGCUUCACUUUUAUCAGGGUCCCAAGAUUGCCGAGGAACUAAGCGCGCUCGACGCGAACCUGGCCAACCACCAGCCUUUCGCCCUGCUGGACGUAACUAUGCCGUACUUCUACAAGCCGUUCUUCUGCACGCUUUUGUCGAUGUUCAUGCAGCAGGCGUCCGCCGUCUGCGUCAUUCUCUUCUACGCGCAGGACAUAUUCGAAGAUGCCGGAACGUCCAUUGCUGCUGACGAUUGCACCAUCAUUGUUGGCGCCCUCCAAGUCGUCGUGCUUUUCGUCGCCACAGUGCUGAUCGACCGACUGGGACGCAAAGUGCUCCUCAUCGUCUCUUCUGUGGGAUCCAGUGCUAGUCUCGUCCUCCUGGGCAUUUCUUUCCACCUGAAAGCGACUCGUGGUCAAGAGUUUCUGGACUCCUUCGGUUGGUUGCCCCUCCUUGCCAUCGCCAUCUAUUUUGUAUCGUACGCCAUCGGUCUCGGUCCGCUGCCUUGGGUGCUGUUGGGAGAAAUGAUUCCGCUCAGGGGCAGAGGCUUCGCUACGGGUGUCUGCACGGCGUUCCUGUUUGCACUAGCCUUCUUGGUCACCAAGUGCUACGACGAUCUAGUGAAGCUCAUGACUGAGGCGGGAACGUACUGGAUGUUCGCGGGACUUCUAACAGGCUCGCUUAUUUUGUUUAUAUUUAUUGUGCCAGAAACUAAAGGCAAGAGCCUAGAAGAAAUAGAGCUCAUAUUCGGCAAGACCGACUCUUCUGCCUCUCUCGACACCCUUGACAAAGAUGUCGAAAUGACUGUGAAUUGAAAAAGUUAAAUGAAACUCCAAUUCCUGUUGCAAAGGACAGUCAGUGGGACACUUCUGCGCAUAUGGCGCACAACCGAGUGUUCUGCAAAGGUGCCAAAAAUGCCUAAUUUUUUAGGUGACUUUUGCGCGUGCAAAACCUUCACUUUUGAGUGAUUGAGUAACAGCGGCAUGAACGUGUUUUAUCAUUUA